AGCCUUUGUCAUUUCCACGGUUCGACCAAACACAACCAAUUAAAGAGGUAGGGUUUCCAAGUGACUGGAGGCGAAUGAACGUGGCUGCAACACCAGUGUCUAUGACACAGAAACAUUUGUUGAUGGAUUCUUAAACUUGAUUUGGCUGAGCACUUUGAGGAGAAUGAUGAGUAUCUAAGUGGCUCUGGAUUCUGUAAUUAUUUCUUUGCAGCGGCCUGCUGAAGUGUUUAUACUGUGGUGUUGGGUUUGAGCACCCCUUUGUGCUUUCAUUCAAUGAAAUCAAAAAAGGGAUGAUGUGUGUAUUUUAAAUAUUGGGGUUGACAUUGAAGGUUGAUAAACAAUAGCUAUUGCAAGUUGUCUUGAGAAGUAUCAGGUCUGGAAUUGGACUAUGUUGAGAGAUGUAUUGAAAUUUGAUUAUGAAUUGUUAUUUGAAGUCAUUUGUAAGGAUCUCAUCUUAUUUUUCGAUCAGAGAAUCCCCAGUGGAAAGGAUUCAGGUGUUCAGCUACAGCAGCAGAGGAGAAAGUAGGAAUAACGGUGGAGGUAGAGAUGAAGUCGAAGAGGAAAUCAUUUGCUAUCACGCUGCAGCACUUCAUCUCAACCACAACUCCUUUAGUUGAUUUGGACGAGGUUCUUUUUUCCAUUCUCUUCUAUUUUUUAACUCAAUGGCACUAGUGAUUGCUUAUUCUUCGCAUGUUGUCGCUCUGCAACACUUUUGCUAUGAUGGAGGCCAAAGUGGUGUUUUGAUAGCCAUCUUUUGUAUUUAUUGAUAUCUUUUUAAAGACUUAGAAAUAGGAGUACUUGUUAGUGGGGAGAAUAGAGAAUCUGAUUGUUGGGUUUUGGAACCAUGGGAUAUGGGAGAAUAGAAUGACUUUUUCAUA
Messenger RNA from Rubroshorea leprosula, 878 nucleotides. The record is from the annotation of a GenBank genome assembly. NCBI's taxonomy places the organism in Eukaryota, Viridiplantae, Streptophyta, Magnoliopsida, Malvales, Dipterocarpaceae.